Molecule: messenger RNA, 2082 nt
Organism: Ipomoea nil (Japanese morning glory)
Lineage: Eukaryota; Viridiplantae; Streptophyta; Magnoliopsida; Solanales; Convolvulaceae
Product: RNA pseudouridine synthase 3, mitochondrial
Exons: 11
Coding region: 538-1968 (476 amino acids)
Biological process (GO): pseudouridine synthesis
Molecular function (GO): RNA binding; pseudouridine synthase activity
Source: RefSeq, a predicted model, not a curated record
UUAAUUUCAUUUGUUUCAUUGCCUGCUGCGAUGCGAGAAGAGCUGAAGCCUGAAGCCCGACGCCACCGCAAGUCUCCUCUUCUCUUCCAGUCUUCCGAGUUCCGUCUGACCGUCUCUCCUCUUCUCUUCCGUGAGUUCCGUCUGCUCUCAGCCUCCGUGAGUUCCCUGAGUUCCGACGCCACCACUAGCGCCACCACCCGACGACUCCGCUGCCUCGCAACUCACAAGUCGCAACUGCCAGAAAAAUCCUGGGUCCGCCACUGUACACAAGUUCAAAUAAAAUCUGCCCAAGUACUCAAACACAAAGUCGCAAACCUCCAGCCACACGACACAGUCCACAGACGUUAGCGUCGCCGUUGCCCGUCGUCCAAAGUUUCUAGCCGUCCAGUCGUCGCCGUCACUACAGCCGUCCGGUCAUCGUCGCACUGUCGCAGUCGGUGAGUCGCUUCGUUGUCGUCGCCGACCUCACCUGCACGUCGUAGCCUGCUCCUCUUACGUAUUCCUCCAGCCAGGAAAUUCAUCUAGCAUGUAUUGGGAAUGUGGAACAGAGGUCUAAGCCGUCGAUUGUUCUUCGUGGUCAGGCAGUACUCCUCGCAAAGAUGUGACACUUCUCUUAAUGAUGACUCGGUGAUCCGAGUUUCAAACAAUAUUGCCCAUUUGGGCUGCCCCAGGGAAGGGUCAAAGCCGCCCCAGCUCAUGUCUUUACCCCCAUUUCCCGGCCACUGUUUGCCUGGAAAGAAAUCCACUACUGUUCCGGGCCGAUUGUCUCAUCGCAUUACUGCUAUUAGCUGGCUAAAGUAUUACUUUGACGAAAUACCCGGUCCUGUUAUUCAAUCUCAUUUCAAUAAGGGUCUGGUGCAGAUGCAAUGCCAUGAUUCAUCUAGUGUUGAAAGGCCUAAAAUUUCCAUGAGAAAGAUUAAGCAUCAUGAGGUCAUGGAGAUGGGUGCAAGAGUUUAUGUACCUGUAUCUGUUGCAGAAUCCAAAAUUUCCAAGCGUUUUGAUAUUAUACCAAGUGGAACAAUGUAUCCCAAUGCUGACGAAAUAGCCUACUUGCAAAGGCUUGUAUUUUACAAGGACUCUGCCUUAAUUGUGCUAAAUAAGCCCCCUAAACUUCCAGUAAAGGGAAACCUUCCAGUUCAUAAUAGCAUGGAUGCUUUGGCAGCUGCAGCACUAUCUUACAAUUAUGAUGAGGGUCCUAGACUGGUGCAUCAUCUUGAUAGGGAGAGUAGUGGCCUUCUUUUAAUGGGAAGAACAGAGGAAAGCAUCUCCCUUCUUCAUUUGGUUCUCAGUGACUUAAAGAAGAAGAAAUUUCAAUCACAGGCAUGGGAUGAUUCUUGUAAGGUAACAUAUCGGAGAUAUUGGGCAUUAGUAAUAGGUUCCCCCAAAGAAAAGGAAGGCUUAAUUUGUGCACCUCUUUCAAAGGUGGUUCUUGAUAAUGGGAAAACCGAAAGGGUUAUCUUGGCUCAGAACUCAAGGUUAGAAGCUUCCCAGGAUGCUGUUACAGAAUAUCGUGUGCUGGGUCCUAUGAUCAAUGGAUGUUCGUGGAUAGAAUUGCGCCCGCAUACAAGCAGAAAGCAUCAGCUCCGUGUGCACUGUGCAGAAGCGCUUGGUACUCCAAUUGUGGGUGAUUACAAGUACGGUUGGUUCGUUCAUAAGAAGUGGAAGCAGAUGCCCCGGGUUGAUAUUGAGCCCACAACCGGGGAACCAUACAGAAUGCGAAGGCCAGAAGGGUUGGAUGUUCAGAAAGGAAGCGUGUUGUCAAAGGUUCCCUUGCUGCAUCUGCAUUGCCGGGAGCUUGUACUUCCAAACAUUGCCAAGUUUCUUGAGCUUCAUAGUAAUAGUAAUAGGUCAAGGAAUUAUAAUGUGAAGAGUGAUACUGUAUCAAAACCAGAUCUCCUUCGGUUUGUAGCUCCAAUGCCAUCUCACAUGAAAAUUAGUUGGAAUCUCAUGUCCUCUUACUUAAUAUGAAAACGAAAGAAGAAAUAGAAAAAAGAAAACUUGAGUCUGUGUAUUGUUUCAUAUAAAUUUUUGAUUUCAUUUGUAAUUUGGUAAUUAUUGGCAUCACUACUGAUUUGGUCACCA